This is a messenger RNA of Arabidopsis lyrata subsp. lyrata, 1219 nucleotides long. Its product is annotated as LEAF RUST 10 DISEASE-RESISTANCE LOCUS RECEPTOR-LIKE PROTEIN KINASE-like 2.8. The coding region runs from base 142 to 903 and encodes 253 amino acids. Gene Ontology annotation, molecular function: polysaccharide binding. Lineage: Eukaryota; Viridiplantae; Streptophyta; Magnoliopsida; Brassicales; Brassicaceae. The record is from RefSeq and is a predicted model, not a curated record. The transcript has a single exon.
GUAAAAUCUAGUGAUAACGUAUAACGAAUUAGUCGUUUUAUUUAUUUAACAUAAGACUAAGGUUACCAAAUUUGUUUUGGUUUCAAACCAAGCUUAUCAUUAACCUGGUAAACAGAAUUAAAUUUCUUGGUCAACCGUUCCAUGAAGACCACCACUUCUUUCAUCUUGAGAUUCGCCGUCGCAGUUUUUCUCGCGGCGGUCCCGUCUUGCUUCUCCGCCGACGAACAGUACGAGGGGUGCCUUGCACCUCUGAGAUGUGGCCCGGGUCCGACGCUGUUGCCAAACGUCACAUAUCCUUUCUGGGGAGUCAAUAAACCCAAUUAUUGCGGCCAAACAGAGUUUCAACUCUCUUGCAAGAACAACCAAAACCUAACUUUAGUUCUCACAAACCUCUCUCUUCAAGUAAUCUCUUUUGAUUUGGAGAAUCAAACUUUAACCGUUGCCGAUGAGAGUUUGUUCGAGGGUAGAUGCCCAAGCAUAUCCCUGAACUUCACCGGGACCAAUCAGUUCACAAUCGCUCCUACAUCCAAGAAGAUUGACCUAUUCAUUUGUCCUGCUCCUGAGAUGGUAAAUCCGCUCUCUUCGUUUACUUGCAGAAAAAGCAACGGGGAUAUGGUAACAUAUUACACGUUUAAGACCUCAGAUUCUGUUACGGAGUGCGUAAAGUUGGGAGAAGUUCCAGUUCUUAGUUCUGUUUUGGAUGAUUUUCAGCGGUCAAGGCUAACAUUAGAGGAAGCUUUGGUUAAGGGGUUUGAUCUUAGGUACAACAUCAGAGAUGGUAGAUCUUGCAGAGGUUGUUUGGAUAGUGGUGGAGUCUGCGGUUCCGAGUCAGUAUCUGGCAGUUUUCACUGUCUCUGUUAUGACAGACCUCAUGCUUUUAGGUGCUACGACAAAGGUGAGUAACAACAGUCUGCAUUCACAUAAUGAAGUAAACUAUUCAUUUAGUGGAUCUAGGUUUUUAAGCAACCCUGUAGUAAAUCCUUAAAACCUUCCAACUAAAUAUCUGUUAUACAAAGUGUAAAACUUUGAGUAGGACCGUUACCAACGGAAAAUAAACAUAGUAAAGAAAAGGUAUUAAAUAAAACUCGUAACAUACUGCAGGUUCUUCACGCACUACAAGAAAUUUGUUCAUUGUUAGCGCUAAAAAUAUGCUAUCUUACGUUAUAGAUAGCGAAUUCACAAACGCUAUGUUCUCGGCAGCUAUGGUAGAGGACACCCA